This is a messenger RNA of Callithrix jacchus (white-tufted-ear marmoset), 4578 nucleotides long. RefSeq names its product ANKRD40 C-terminal like (gene ANKRD40CL). The record is from RefSeq and is a predicted model, not a curated record. Lineage: Eukaryota; Metazoa; Chordata; Mammalia; Primates; Cebidae.
AGGGGUCUUCCUGCUUCUUUCUUGUCAUGCACAACUACUGAAGAAGGGGCUGGGAGAAAAGAGCAAAAUGGAGAGAAGGAAGAGUCCAUUCAAACCAAGAAACAAAGUGUUUGGUUUGUCUUACCCUUUUUUUUUUUUUUUUUUUAGACAGGGUUUCACCAUGUUGGUCAGGCUGGUCUUGAACUCCCGACCUCAGGUGAUCUGCCCACCUUGGCCUCCAAAGUGCUUGGAUUACAGGCACGAGCCACCAUGCCCGGCCAUUUUUUUUUUUUUUUUUUUUUUUUUGGUCUUACCCUUGAUGUAGAAGCUAGCAACCUUUUCCAAGGAGGGCCUGGCCUCUUCUAGGGUCUGGCUGGGUUCCUGCUGCGCCUCUCAGGCCUCUCCUCCAAAGGGCACCAUUCCUUGGACAGAUGUGCUGAGGCUUUAGAAAGUGCUUUUUAUUUGGCUGGGAGCUUGUGAAUAAAUGCGAGAGAGGCUGCACAUCUGACAGACUAUAAAGGCGACUCAUGGCUGAACUGGAACAGGAUAUCAGGGAGAAGCCAGCAGGUGAAGAUAAACAAGAAGGCACAAAUCCAUACUUGCCAAUGGACCCGAGUGAUAACAACAAACCCAGUGACACCUGUCUAGAGCUGGUGCUUAAGGUCAGAAUUCAGAGCCCCAAAGAAAAUGACUUCAUUGAAAUUGAACUGAAGAGACAAGAACUGAGUUACCAAAACUUACUAAAAGUGAGUUGCUGUGAACUGGGGAUUAACCCAGAGCAAGUGGAGAAGAUCAGAAAGCUACCAAACACCCUGCUCAGAAAGGACCAAGACAUUCAAAGACUGCGGGACUUUCAGGAAGUAGAACUCAUUUUAAUGAAAAAUGGAAGCUCCGAAUUGACAGAGUAUAUACCAUCUCUGACAGAAAGACCCUGCUACAAUAGCAAAGCUGCAAAAAUGACUUACUAAAUAAUCCCAGGAAUGGCCAGGAAUGGUGGCUCACACCUGUAAUCCCAGCACUUUAGGAAGUCAAGGCAGGCGAAGCACCUGAGGUCAAGAGUUCUAGACCAGCCUGGCUAACACAGUGAAACGCCCGUCUCUACUAAAAAAAAUACAAAAAUUAACUGGCUGUGGUGGCACACACCUGUAGUCCCACUUACUUGGGAAGCUGAGGCAGGGUAACCACUUGAACCCGGGAGGUGGUGGUUGCAGUGACCUGAGAUCGUGCCAUUGUACUCCAGCCUGGGUGACAGAGACUCUGCCUCUUGAAAUAAAUAAUCCCAGAAAUAAAAAAACUGAAAUUAUUUUGUAAAUAAUGAAGUCCGGAUGCAUAUAAUAGUUUGGCUAACUUCAUGUCUGAACUGUGAGAAAUGUUUCCUCAUCUCCAAAUUCUCUGGGCUGAGAGUUCGGUGUUUUGACAAACAGUUGUAAAACAAAAUUACAAGGUAUAAUAGACCACAGGCAGUUUAUUUUGUAGAGUUGUGCCCCAAUCCUGAUGAGUGUAGGUGUCCCUUACAAGAUUGUAAGGCCAGGUGUGGUGGUUCACACCUGUAAUCCUACCACUUCAGGAGGCUGAGGCGGAGAAUUGCUUGAACCCAGGAGGCAGAGGUUGCAGUGAGCUGAGAUUGUGCCACUGCACUCCAGCCUGGAUGACAGGGCAAGACUCCAUCUCAGAAAGGGAAGGAAUGAAAAAAAAAAAAAAAAAAAAAAAAAAGGCUGUGUCGUGGCUCAUGCCUGUAAUCCCGGUUACUUUGAGAGACUGACGCAGGUGGAUCACAAGGUCAGAAGUUCAAGACCAUACUAGCCAACAUCUCUAUUAAAAAUACAAAAAUUAGCCAGGUGGAGAGAGCUUGCUCUUGGUGUAUCUAAAGCUAUCAGUUACUCCUCGUAUGUGUUGGAUGAACUCACAGCCUAGCCCUAAGCUCAUACUGAGGGGAUCCAAGUCUUAACUGGGAGCAUAGCUGAGAAGUAACAAUACUACUGUAAAAUGACAUAGGGCCUUAGUUACAUGAAUCUUAUGAAUUUGCAAGUGCAAUUUAAAUUUCACUUUCCUCCUUUUAAAGAACAAACAUUUUUGUUAACACUUCACGGUACCCCUAUUAAGAUCAGAACUAGACCAAAGCAGCCACCUCUCUGAGGUGAUAAACUAACUUGAGCCUGGGGAAGGAGUACAGCACAGUCCACCAGUUUUCCUUCCCAGAAUGGCAUAAAUCUGAGAAAAGCUUCUUUGGAAGCUGCUCAAGUAGGAAGACAAAAGCAUCGGCUCCCUGGCUAGCAGCCAAGUAAAACUUAGGUUAAGAUGAAAAUAUCACAGAAAACAUAUAUUUAGGUCUUGUUUUCUAGCUUUUUAAGAACUACAAUUAGGACCUUAAAUUUGGGCUGGGCGCGGUGGUUCAUGCCUGUAAUCCCAGCACUUUGGGAGGCCGAGGCGGGUGGAUCACGAGGUCAAGAGGUCGAGACCAUCCUGGUCAACAUGGUGAAACCCCAUCUCUACUAAAAAUACAAAAAAUUAGCUGGGCAUGGUGGCGCAUGCCUGUAAUCCCAGCUACUCGGGAGGCUGAGGGAGAAUUGCCUGAACCCAGGAGGCGGAGGUUGCGGUGAGCUGAGAUCGCGCCACUGCACUCCAGCCUGAGUAACAAGAGCGAAACUCCAUCUCAAAAAAAAAAAAAAGGCCUUAAAUUUGAAGGCUGGGCACAGUGGCUCACUUUGGGAGGCCAAGGAAUGCCCAAUUAUUUGAGUUCAGGAGUUCGAGACCAGCCUGGCCAAUAUGGUGAAACCCCAUCUCUACUAAAAAUACAAAAAUAUGAGCCAGGUCUGGUAGUGCACACCUGUUAACACCAGCUACUGGGGAGGCUGAGGCAUGAGAAUUGCUUGAAUCCAGGAGGAGGAGGUUGCAGUGAGGUGAGAUUAUGCCACUGCACUCCAGCCUGGGUGACAGUGACAGUCUGUCUCAAAAAAAAACAACAAAAACUUAAAUUGGGCCCUCAAGAAACAGCAUCUUUGAAUUUGUCACUCAUUUAAGGAUUUUAUGAAAUGCACUGUAAUUGGCUGGGUGCAAUGGCUCAUGCCUAUAAUCCCAGCACUUUGGGAGGCUGAGGCGGAUGGACCAUGAGGUCAAGAGAUCGAGACCAUCCUGGUCAACAAGGUGAAACCCCGUCUCUACUAAAAAUACAAAAAUCAGCUGGGCAUGGUGGUGCGCGCCUGUAGUCCCAGCUACUCAGGAGGCUGAGGCAGAAUUGCUUAAACCCAGAAGGCGGAGUUUACAGUGAGCCGAGAUUGUGCCAUUGCACUCCAGUCUGGGUAACAGCGAAACUCCGUCUCAAAAAAAAAAAAAGUAAUACACUAUAGUUUAUAUAUCUAUUAAUAACUACAUACACGAAGACAUUUUCCUAUUUUUAUUUAAGAAAUAUCAUUGGUGAGCCGAGAUCGUGCCAUUGCACUCCAGUCUCGGUAACAACAGCGAAACUCCAUCUCAAAAAAAAAAAAAACACUAUAGUUUAUAUAUCUAUUAGUAACUACAUACACGAAGACAUUUUCCCAUUAUUUUUAUUUAAGAAAUAUCAUACAUACAAAAGCACAUAAACAUACAGCUUAAAAAAGAAAAUACCGACAAGACUUCAGAAAUAGAGCCUCACCAGUUCCUCUGAAGACCCCUCUCUGCCCUCAUCAUCACCUCUCCCUUCAUCAAAAUAGCUAUUACUUCCUUUUAUCAUGUAUUUGACAGCCUGUUUUUGGACUUUCAUCGAAAUGGAACCACAGUGGAUGUAUUCUUCUGUGACUUGCUUUUUUUAACCCCUUGAUUGUUGAGUUUUGUCCAUGUUCACAUGCAGGGCUGCAGUGUUUCACUUCUGUGGAAUUCCACUGUUGGAAUAUACCACAGUAUUUAUCCAACACACUUUUGGUGUACACUUGGGGUUUUCCCAGGUUUUUUCUUUUCUUCCUAUUACACGCAAUGCUGUUAGGACAUUCUUAAAUCCAUCCCCUGGUACUCAUGUGUAAGAGUUUCUCUAGGGUAUGCAUCCAGGAGUAUAUGGCUACGAGAGAGGUUAUGGCACAUGCACUUAUGCCAAAUUGUUUCCUGUUUCCCAAAGUUGCUGUUUCUAAACAUUCUUAAAUCUGUUAACAGAUCUAUUUGGAAUGGCUGAGGGGAAGAAAUAGAUCAGCUAUGAAACUCUUGAAUUUUUAAAAUAGUAAAUUCAGAAAUUUUUAAAAUUUCAAAAUUCUGAUACAAUGAAAAAUACAAUUUCCUUCUCUGCUUUGGCUUACUUGAAAUGUACUUUUAAAAACUACAGGUUCAACUCAAAAGUGCUGUCUCCUUUACCUCAAAAUAAAUGUUUCUAAACAUUACCAGGUGAAAACAGUAAGACUCAGAACAUAUGGAUAUACCAUCAUAUAUUUUAUAGGAUCUAUAUAUGUUUAUAUUUCCUCCCACCUUCCCACAAAAAAAAAAAAAAAAAAAAAAAUCUUGGAAUAACUGUUAAACAGUAGUAGUUCCUGGAGAUUAAGAACAGAGGGAUAGGAGUAGGAGACAUAGAUCACUAAACACUUAAAAAAAAAAAAAAACCAUAUGCAACAUUACAGUUGUAAUACAAAAUUUCAG